Messenger RNA from Danaus chrysippus (African queen), 6354 nucleotides. The record is from the annotation of a GenBank genome assembly. NCBI's taxonomy places the organism in Eukaryota, Metazoa, Arthropoda, Insecta, Lepidoptera, Nymphalidae.
AUGUUAUACACGGACGGUUUGGUUCGCUGGUGUAUAUCGACGGAGCGUCAGUUCCUAUCGGAUUUUGUCUCCGGUGUUGAGAACACUGCCGGCGGUAGACUUGCCCGUUGGCUGGCUCCAGGGCCGUGUGUGGAGCCCUCUCGAUGUGAACUCAAACAGCCUCUAGGGCCAGCUGUGCCUUCAUCCAGAAUCAGCUUGCCCAUCAUCAUUAGAGACCAGUACGGGGACAUCGUCAUAUCCCCAGCACUGAAAGUUGAGGUGGUGAUUCAACGUGUAGAAGACAGCGGCUCCCGGAGCAGCCACCUGGUGGCCGAAAGACGAACUAGCAUCAUUGAUGUGCCCUACCAGCCUACCGUCCGAGACACUAUGAGCUUCCACGCUAUCACAAUGAUGAAGCCCUACCAAAACUAUUCGUUCGAGGAGAUCCGUUACGCGAGUGGAGCUUGGGGCGGUACCAGCGGGGCGUUGGAGGCGAUCGGCAGCGGAGGACGAGUUCCAGCUGAGAGGAUAGUUGUUGAGGCCCAGAGGGACGGGUCCUACACCGCCGUGUGGGUCCCGCGGGUCUCUGGCACGUACAUCUUUAGGUGCACCCUGGACGAUCAUCCUGCCUCUCAGGAUUUAAAAGUGGAGGUGUUAGAGAGCGCCGGCGAGGUGUUGUCUGAGGAGCGCUGGGCUGGCUGCUCUGCUGCGUACCGUCUGAGGCGUUACACCGCUGAAUGCUCCUCCGGACUGCGAGUGAGAGCCAGCCCCAGUCUUCAAGCCGAGGAGCUGGGUCGAGUUCCCCCCGGUGCCCAUUUAGCCUUCGUCGAGGAGUUGAUUAACAAGGAUGGCACAUGGGUGAGACUGAGCGGGGAGUCGGCCUCCACGUACGCCGAGGGAGGAGGGGGCGUCGGCUGGUGCAUGCAGUACAAUAGAGCUCUGGACAGGACCCUCCUGCAGCCCGCUGAAGACGACGAAUCGCAGGAGGAAUACAUGGCAAGUUGGAGCGGUUUUAAGGAGAACCAACAAGAUCAGGCUCAAUGGCAAGAAGAUGACGCUGACGCGGCCAGUAACGAUUUGAGCUCUGAAGAUCGACGCUUCCCAUUUUCUAUCCAAUGUGACUUAACCACUGAGAGUGACAGCAGUACAAGUCCACAUAUCUUUGGCGAGCCGAGCAAAAGGGAUCGACUUGCUAGAAUCGAGUCUAGUUCGGCGCCAUCACCUAGGAGGACUCCGCGUCGCAAUAAUGGCAACAGCGACGAAUGGUGUUCACCCAUCAAGUUUAGAUCCAGCGACAAUGUACGUGAUUUGGUCGACCUGAAAGAGUCCGCGAUUCUCGGCGGACGAGAUGACAUAAAGAUGGGUCGCUUAGCUCAGACGGGAACACAGACCUCCCCAGAGACUUCCCUCGACGAAGCUGGGAAUUCACAUUUCGAUUCAAACGUGGAUGAAUCCGAGAGUCCAAGGCGUGUGUUGUCGAGGGAGAGGUGUCGUUCGUCUCGCAGCUCCUCUCCUCCGCCGCUGCCAGCGAGAACACAUCAUCCAAGGAAGAAUGCUCUCAGUCCAGCUCAGGCAGAGUGUCUUAGAGCUGUAUUCGCUGCCCUACUGUGGCAUGAAGGGACCGUGCAUGACGCUAUAGCCUGCGCGGCCUUCCUCAAGUUUCACCCGCAGCUGCCUAAAGGUGGCGCUCGUGUUGUUACUAGACCCCAACCAGAAGCUGCCCCUCCCAGACCACAACGACACUCCGUUGAGGUCACCAAUGCUGGCCAAUAUUUACAUAUACACCCGUCUACUUUGGAGACUUUGACACGCUCUGGUACCGAGGCUAGCACGAGCCGCGCUCGGAAAACUGAUAUAGAUGUGCCCAUUCGUGAGGAAGAUGCUGGAGUGGUGACCCAUAUACAUGAAGUGUCAACACCGGCGGUAGUAAAUGUUCUGCCACCGGCACUACGCGCACUAGUCGCCUUAUGGGACGCUCUGAAUGAGGCUGAACAACUCAAUGUUGCUACCGACAAAUUCAAGAAGGAAUUCUCUGAGAGGAAUGAAAACGAAGAAACAAGAAUGAGUGUUUUACGAAAGAAGAAAGAAUUGAAGAGUGGCCGAGCACCUCUUACUGUUCGUUGCGAGCUUUGUGGUGGUACUAACGUGCCACCGCCUCUAGCGGCUCAUAUGAGACACAUGCACCCCGGCUGCCGGGCUAUCACAUCCAAAGGUUACGACCGCGCCGGGGCAUACAAACUGGCUGAUCCUUUACCGACUAACAAAGACUCGACAACGUCCGAGUGUGGACAAAUAGCUCAGGACCUUAUCGGUGUGAAAAUACGCGCUACGUUAUCAGCUUAUCAACUGUGGUACAUAUACUGCGAGAAAUGUCGCGAGCGUGCGUUGAAGACGGCGCAUCAGAAGACCGCUGAGCCGGAUCAAGGGUGCACGUCGCGUGUUAAACCACGGCUGGUACCACCGCCAGACCUCGAUCACCUCGCCAUUAGAGACAACGCCGUCUUCUUACUGGACCUAGCACCACUCACUAACUCCGAGUCAGGUAGUGCAGGCCGUUGGGGUGAGAUCGGUGGUCGUAGUCCUCCAACUCCUCCGGGUAGCGUGUGGCAGCCAGCACCACCCUUCCAGUGUCUGAUGGCCCUGGGCGUUGAACCCAAAACAACUGCCCAAAUUCCCGACUCAGCGCGCUAUCACUCUUUGGGACGACCAAUGCAAGCUGCUUCCACUAAUGAUGGUGCGUCGACUUCCAAUGACCUGAGUAUGCCGCACGGUGUACGCGUACCUCGCUCAGUAUCUAUGGGUCAAGCCGGAGGUCGUGACCUAGCUCACGCCGCCCGACCUCCUCUCGCUAACUUCGAACCUGAUACCCAGGAUACACUCACAGUAGGCGCCGGAUCAUCCCUCCUUGCACAACCGAGCGCAGCUUUACAGAAACUGGUUGGAGGUGGUGAAUGGGCAAGUGAUAUUUGUGCAGUAUCAGCAUUUGAACCACCCCAGGUUGACCCCGAAGUAUUAAUGCAAAGUCCGGUCCUGGCUUUCAUAUUGGCUAAGCGUGAUCUACCCGCGUACCGGCAGAAAAUGGACGCGUCGGUCAGAAUCAAUACUGUCCGACAAUACGCAUUUGAAUCAAUGAAUUGGCUUCUUCGCUCUACAACUCAACCAACGAGCGUACAUGACGUGAUGUGGUGGUUCUGUAACGCACUCGAUAAGUUUGCUCGAAUCGUACCCUCGCCACUAUCGUUCGAAGAUAAUAAGGAGAAUUCAGUGAACUUUACGCCCACUGCGUCGGCUGCUGCCAUCUGUCCCGGGGGAAGGUCAGCUCGUGGGGCUCGCGCCGCGUUCCACGCUUUCCUCGGCUCUGUCAGCGCGUUGGCUCCAUCACUACACCCGGCUAGCGCUGCAGCGCUGCAGGCCGUGCGCUGUUGGGCCCUGCAUUACUCGCAUCACGAUAGAGCAUUCUUGCACAGAUCGCAAGUAUUUAGCGUUAUCAGCAAGAUUUUAUCACACUCAGAGGAUGUUGGACACGAGGAUGGUUUGUUUGGUGCUCUCCAGGAGAGUUACCAUAGCUAUAUGAACAAGCAAAAUUAUGUUUGGGGUUGUCCUGACGUGACGGGCUGGUGUGAAGUGACUGUGUCAUCGCGACCUGCUAUGGCUGGGUCUUUGACAGACGGCAGUACGGAAACCUUCUGGGAGUCUGGAGACGAAGAUCGCAACCGCGCCAAAUGGAUCCAACUUGCGUUUUCGGGUCCAUCGCAUCAAGAUAGACCUCAUGUGCUCUGUGUACACGUCGACAAUACAAGGGAUACUGUGAACAAGACUCUGCUGAUGUCAUUCCUGUACAGCAGCGGUUCAAGUGAAAUGGCUCACAUGCAAGACAUAGAAGUGGACGUUAAAUCAGCUAGCUGGAUUUGUUACACUUUACCUACGUGCAUGUUAUCAGGGACUUCGACCUCAUCUGUGCGUGUGCGCUGCGAGCUUCGUGGGCCGGAGCCGUCCGUGAGAGUCCGCCAGUUGCGCGUGUUGGGGGCGCCACUAGCGCUUCACGAUCAACAAACACCGCACCCCCUACAUUCUCUGGCAGAAAGGGACACGCUGAGAGUCUUCAGACUACUCACCUCACAUGUGUUUGGCAAACUACUGGAAUGGGAGCAGACUAGCAGCGAUUCAAAUGAAGGUGCCAUAGCAGAGGGCGCUGUUGGUGAUGAUAGUGAUCUUCGGGAACACGUGGUCGGCAUUCUGUUCGCUGGACAUAAACUCACCUCCCUACAAAGACAGGUGAUGUCUCAUAUCGUGACUGCGAUCGGUUGUGAGGCGGCGAGGGUGAGAGACGACUGGGAGACGGCGCUGCUGUGUUCUGAGGCAGUGGUCGAAGACUCUCCCCGCCUGCCCCACAUACAAGACAACUAUUGCUUUGAAAUGCUUUCCCUUUUACUAGCUCUGAGUGGGAGUGCUGUGGGGAGAGUGCAUCUUGCCCAGCGAACUGAACUGCUUGUGGAUCUAUUGGCUUUGCUUCAUACAGGAAGCGAACGAGUACAAAGACAGGUCAUUUCUUUACUGCGACGGAUGAUAGCGGAGGUACCGCCACAGAAAAUGCUCUCAGCACUCAACUAUGGAGGCGACGUGUCCACACAAGUGACGCUACUGGAUCACCUCGUCUGUUACUUGGGGAAAGCAAUCACUGUACAAGUGAAGGUGAAAGGUGCGGGUACAAUGAGCCCUGGGACUGUCACACUGGGUGGGAGUGUCACGCCUUCACCACCCGCGUUGUGGUUCAUGAGAGGGGAGACCACGAAAAAACACGCACACCUUGUAGCGAGACUACUCUCUGAUAUGGCUGAAGAUAAAGUAUCAGAUUCAUGGGGCAUGGAGACGCGAGGUGCGCUUGCGCGGUACGUGUGCGUUGUAGCUCAGAUGGAAGACAGCGAUAGACGGCCGCCGCGUUGUAUUUCUCUUCCAACCGUAUGGCUUGCGCUGGCAGCAUUAUGCGUCUGCGAUCAUAACCAUAUUGAACAGAUGAACGUUUCCGGCGAUGGUCGCGAGUCUCGCAGCCGUGACUCUAUAACCGAGGCUCGUUCUCAUUGCGCCAACCACGACGACGGCUCCACGCUGGCCGUCAUUGAGUGUCAGUCGUGCGGGCCGCUGUGCGCUGAAUGCGACCGGUUCCUACAUCUUAACAGAGCCGCUCGCAAUCAUCAACGACAGAUAUGCAAAGAGGAAGAGAGUACAAUCCGCAUAGAUAUUCACGAGGGUUGCGGACGAGCUAAGAUGUUCUGGCUGUUGUUGCUCGUGGAUAGACGCACACUGAAAGCGUUGGUGGAAUUCCGUGGAAUCGAGGGUUCUGGUGAAGAUGGCGCGGUGGCCGGGAGUAGUGCAAGUGGUUCGGGCCCCACAGACGGUGCCUUCAUGCUGGCGGGUAUAUGCCGCUUCUGUGGCGCCCGUGGUAACUCCGGCUUGCUUGCUAUUGGAAACGUAUGCGCCGACCAACAGUGUCAGGAGCACGGUCGGGAGGCUUGUUCUCGUGUGUUAGUCUGCGGUCACGCGUGCGGAGGUGUGAGAGGCGAGCGUUCAUGCCUGCCCUGUCUGUUUGGAUGUGCGGGAGCGGAGGCACUCCGGCAGGAUGCAGACGAUAUGUGCAUGAUAUGUUUCACUGAUCCUCUACAAGCAGCACCCGCUGUACAGCUGAGUUGCGGUCAUAUUUUCCAUUUGCACUGUUGCAAAAAGGUGCUUGCUAACAAGUGGGUGGGACCUCGUAUUACUUUCUCAUUCUCACAGUGCCCCAUAUGCAAGGAGGACAUGAAUCAUUGGACCUUAGAAGAAUUUCUUGCCCCUAUUCGAAACCUUCGAGAUGAGGUGAAACGCAAGGCGCUGAUGCGUCUCGAGUACGAGGGUCUCGCUGCGGGCGGGUCCCACAGCCGGGCUCAAUCCGACCCAGCUACAUACGCCAUGGAGCGUUAUGCUUACUACGUGUGCCAUAAGUGUGGAAAGGCGUAUUUCGGUGGUCUGGCACGAUGCGAGGCUGAGUCCAACGGUUGGUGGGAGCCGGCUGAGCUAGUCUGCGGCGCCUGCAGUGACGUAGCCGGUGCAAGAACAUGUCCUAAACACGGAGCAGACUUCCUAGAAUACAAGUGCCGAUACUGCUGCUCGGUUGCAGUAUUCUUCUGUUUCGGUACAUCCCACUUUUGCAACGCAUGUCACGAUGACUUCCAACGUGUCACCAACAUUCCAAGGCACUUGUUACCUCAAUGCCCUGCAGGUCCAAAAGGCGAGCAGUUACCUGGAUCGGCAGAAGAAUGUCCUCUUCACGUACAACACCCGCCUACUGGAGAGGAGUUCGCACUGGGAUGUGGCGUGUGUCGACACGCUCACGCGUUCUAA